AUGACAACGUCACUGCUGCUCCGUCCUCGCUGCUGGCCCGACCCGUCGGUGAUGUUCCUCUACGACAACGGCGGCGGUUCCGAUGAAGUGAGCAAGAACAUGGAGGGUUUCGCGGGUGGCAACUUUGCAGCCAGCCAGUGCAGGAAUCUCAUGGCUCACCCGGCCUCCCUGGCACCCAGCACGGCGUAUCCUUCCAGCGACGUGCCCACGUCAGGAGUGGGCGAGCCGGUGAAGCAGUGCAGUCCAUGCUCGGCCUCGCAGAAUUCCUCCAGCGCCUCGUUGCCUUAUGGCUAUUUCGGUAGCGGCUAUUACCCGUGCAGAAUGGCGCAUCACGGCGGUAUCAAAUCGUGCGGGGCGCAACCCCCCUCUGCUUAUGGGGAGAAAUAUAUGGACACGUCUGCACCUGGGGACGACUUCACCUCGCGGGCAAAGGAAUUCGCUUUUUACCCCACCUAUCCGUCCGGUCCGUAUCAGCCUGUACCCAGUUACCUGGACGUCCCCGUAGUGCCCACAAUCGGUGCGCCUUCCGAGGCCAGACAUGAGCCCUUACUGCCGGUAGAGAGCUACCAGCCGUGGAGCCUGGCCCCCAGCGGAUGGAACAGUCAAGUUUACUGCAGCAAGGACCAGCCCCAGUCUGGGCACAACAUGUGGAAGUCCUCCCUUCCAGACGCGGUGACCCACGUAGGGGGAGACUCCAGCUCGUACAGGCGUGGGAGGAAGAAGCGCGUCCCGUACACGAAGGUGCAACUGAAGGAACUGGAGCGGGAAUACGCCGCCAAUAAAUUUAUCACCAAGGACAAAAGGAGAAGGAUAUCAGCCCAGACCAACCUGUCUGAAAGACAGGUCACGAUAUGGUUUCAGAACAGACGCGUCAAGGAGAAGAAAAUUGUCAACAAAUUGAAACCCAUCAGCUAGUUCCCCCUCCACAAACACAGGCACGCAGACACAGACACACACACAAACACUGGACUGCGUUGGAACCGCCAUAUUUUGUUUAUUUCCUGGAGUUUUUUGGAGGAAAACCAAAUGCUGAACCAAACAUCUCCCCCUCAAAGAUUAUCUGACGAGGAGCAAUAUAAAACAUUUAACUGCAAGAUUGUGCACAAAGGUGUGCGCCACCGAGCUUACACGUUGUUUUUUUUUAUCUGAAACUUUAACGAGAGUGAUAAAUGCA
Messenger RNA from Dunckerocampus dactyliophorus (ringed pipefish), 1174 nucleotides. RefSeq names its product homeobox A13a (gene hoxa13a). Bases 1 to 915 code for a protein of 304 amino acids. Gene Ontology annotation, molecular function: RNA polymerase II cis-regulatory region sequence-specific DNA binding; DNA-binding transcription factor activity, RNA polymerase II-specific. Gene Ontology annotation, biological process: regulation of transcription by RNA polymerase II. Lineage: Eukaryota; Metazoa; Chordata; Actinopteri; Syngnathiformes; Syngnathidae. The transcript has 2 exons. The record is from RefSeq and is a predicted model, not a curated record.